Geodia barretti is the source of this 738-nucleotide messenger RNA. The record is from the annotation of a GenBank genome assembly. NCBI's taxonomy places the organism in Eukaryota, Metazoa, Porifera, Demospongiae, Tetractinellida, Geodiidae.
AUGGCAAUAGCGGCAGAAAUUCAGGCCGACCUGUUGGCGACGGGUGCGAAGGCGCUCGGCAUACGCCUGUCCGAAACACAGACGAGCCGCUUUGUGAGAUACUACGAUGAGCUUGCGCGCUGGAAUGAGCGAGUUAACCUGACUUCGAUUACAGAGUGGGAAGCGGUACAAUCACGGCACUUCCUCGAUUCGCUGUCGGCGGCGCAGGCGUUGUCGCCCCAAAUGCUUCAAUCCGGUUCAUUCAUUGACGUGGGAAGCGGUGGAGGCUUUCCCGGACUACCUUUGAAAUUGGCGUUCCCGGGCAUGCGCGGCACGCUACUUGAAGCGACCGCUAAGAAGACGGCAUUCCUCGCGCACCUGUCCGAGACCCUGGAACUGGAAGACAUAUCGGUUCGCACGGGCAGAGCGGAGACGCUAGCACAUGAAGCAGAGAUGCGCGAGGCGUUCGAUAUGGCGCUUGCCAGGGCAGUUGCGGAGGUGGCGACACUCGCAGAACUGACGUUGCCGUUCGUGCGAGUGGGCGGUAUCGUGGUGAUGCACAAGAAGGCGGACAUCGCCGACGAACUGGAGCAGGCGCAGGGGGCGAUAGAGACGCUGGGCGGCAGGCUGAGGGAGGUGCUGCCGGUGACGCUACCAGGACUGGAUGAGCGGGCUCUCGUUGUGCUUGAGAAGCAGCACCCAACGCCUGAACGAUACCCCCGACGCCCUGGAAUGCCCGCGAAACGCCCCUUGACCUGA